UUCGUCAUUUGCAAAGGAGGUGACCUAGCAAUGCCGCUGUCUUUGUGUAGUCGGUUGGGGAGGGAAUGGAUUGCAGAGGAAGCAAGGCACCAAUGAAGUUGUUAACCAUCGUCGUGUUAUUCCAUCAUCCGUAGCAGCUCGAUCAACAUCACCAUGGCGCUCAACUACAUGGCCGUGGCCGCCAUCAACUUGGUCGCCGCGCUGCUGUCCGUCCCCGUGAUCGCCGCUGGCAUCUGGCUGUCCACGCAGGCCGACAACGCCUGCGUCCAGAUCCUCCAGUGGCCAGUGAUCGCCCUCGGCGUCGCCCUCCUCGCCGUCGGCCUCGCGGGCUUCGUGGCCGCCUUCUGCCGCCUGCCGUGGCUCCUCCUCGCCUACCUCGUCGCCAUCUCCGUCCUGGUCGUCGCGCUGGCCUGCCUCGCCGUCUUCGUCUUCGCGGUGACCACGGGGUCGUCGGGCCACCGGGUGCCCAGCCGGGACUUCCUCGAGUACGACCUGGACGACUACUCCGGCUGGCUGCGCGCCCGCCUGGACGCGCCGGGGCGCUGGGACCGGAUCAAGGCCUGCCUGGCCGCCACGCCCACCUGCACCGACUUCAACGCCACGUACGCCACGGCGCAGGACCUCUUCACGGCCGCCCCCAACAGGAUGAGCCCGCUGCAGUCCGGCUGCUGCAAGCCUCCCACCAAGUGCGGCUACACCUUGGUCACCCCGACGUACUGGAUCAGCCCCAUCAGCGCCACCGCCGACCCCGACUGCGCCGCCUGGAGCAACGAGGAGGCCAAGUUCUGCUACUCGUGCGCCUCCUGCAAGGCCGGCCUGCUCCAGAACCUGCGAGGGGAGUGGCGCCGCGCAGACCUCAUCCUCGCCGUCGCCACUGCCGCGCUGCUGGCUGUCUACGCCAUGGGCUGCUACGCGUUCCGCACCGCCAAGACCGACGAACUCUUUCGCCGCUACAGGCAGGGCUAUACAUGAUCGAUCAUGACGACGAUGAUAUGUACUGUAUUAAUUAAUCGGCUCUUCUUGUAUUUGUAUUUAAUUCCCAACAUAACGUUGCAGAUAUAUCUAUUACUACUCUA
Messenger RNA from Zea mays, 1076 nucleotides. RefSeq names its product protein TORNADO 2. The transcript has a single exon. The coding region runs from base 154 to 972 and encodes 272 amino acids. The record is from RefSeq and is a predicted model, not a curated record. NCBI's taxonomy places the organism in Eukaryota, Viridiplantae, Streptophyta, Magnoliopsida, Poales, Poaceae. Gene Ontology annotation, biological process: auxin-activated signaling pathway. Gene Ontology annotation, cellular component: membrane.